Ricinus communis (castor bean) is the source of this 3118-nucleotide messenger RNA. Its product is annotated as RNA-binding protein 28. The record is from RefSeq and is a predicted model, not a curated record. NCBI's taxonomy places the organism in Eukaryota, Viridiplantae, Streptophyta, Magnoliopsida, Malpighiales, Euphorbiaceae. The coding region runs from base 52 to 2940 and encodes 962 amino acids. Gene Ontology annotation, molecular function: RNA binding. The transcript is spliced from 18 exons.
UUUCAAUGGGUUUUUGAGAUUUUAGGUUCAAUUUCUCAGCAAGCACCAAAAAUGGGAAAGAAGAAGAAGAAGAAUACGAAGGAAAGUGGGGAAGAAUCCGAAACCAAACACAGUCCUAAUACUGUUUUCGUUUCUAACUUUCCUCGCUCUUUUACCAACUCUCAGCUUGAAGAGACAUUUAGCGAUGUUGGACCUAUCAGGAGAUGUUUUUUGGUUACACAGAAAGGAUCAUCUGAACACCGUGGUUUCGGUUUUGUCCAGUUUGCUAUUAAAGAAGAUGCAAAUCGUGCAAUUGAGCUAAAAGAUGGUUCUUCUGUUAGUGGUCAGAAAAUUUUUGUUAAACAUGCUAUGAGCCGUGCGCCCCUGGACCAGCGUCGAGCUAAGGCAGCUCAAGUGGUUGAAUCAGAUGGUGCAGCAAAGACAGAGAAUGACACCACUAGGGUAGACAAGUAUGCUUCAAAAUUAACAGAAGCAGUGAAGCAUCUGAAACCAAGAAAACCAGUGAAACUUUCCAGUGAAUUAGUUGAUGAAGAGAAUUGUUCUGAAAAGCAAAGGGUUGCUCGGACUGUAAUAUUUGGUGGCCUUCUAGAUGAUGCAAUGGCUGAAGAGGUUCAUCGACUUGCCAGAGAGGUCGGGAAUGCAUGUUCUGUAACAUAUCCUCUCCCCAAGGAAGACCUUGAGAAAAAUGGUCUUGCUCAAGAUGGAUGCCGAUCAGAUGUAUCAGCUAUACUGUAUACUAGCGUCAAGGAAGCACGUUUGUCUGUGAGAAUGUUACACCAAAAAGAGAUAAGGGGUGGGAUUGUUUGGGCACGCCAACUAGGCGGAGAGGGCUCGAAGACUCAGAAAUGGAAACUUAUUGUCAGAAAUCUUCCUUUCAAGGCUGCAGCAAGCGAAAUAAAGGAUGUAUUUUCAUCAGCAGGUUUUGUUUGGGAUGUAUUUAUCCCACAGAACUCUGAAACAGGAUUAUCCAAAGGGUUUGCAUUUGUCAAAUUCACAUGCAAACGGGAUGCAGAAAAUGCCAUUAAACAAUUCAAUUUGCAAAAGUAUGGCAAAAGACCCAUGGCUGUUGACUGGGCUGUUUCAAAGAAAAUGUAUAGUAGUGGUGCCAUUGGAUCUGUUCCUCCAGAAGAGGGACAUCAGAAUGAAAGUGAUGGUAGUAGUGAUGACACAGAGGAUGAUGAAAAUGAUGAUGACGUCGACGGUGCCUCAGACAAUUCAGAUCCAUUUGAGAAAAAUGACAUGCCUACUGAAGGUGAUUUUGAUGCAGAAGCAGACAUGGCAAGAAAAGUUCUUAAUUCAAUCACAUUGUCAUCCAAAGGUACCAGUACCAUUGAUGUGGAUGAUUCUGUAGUACCUAUGGGAACUCAGAAGCCAAAUUCAGAUGAAACUGUUAUUUUGCCAAAAAGUAAUUCCAGUGUGCAAGAAAAUAUGUCUGGUUUCACUGUGCCUGAAAAGUCAGGUAAAAGCGAUUCAGCCGAUGUUAGAAAGGCCGCAAUAGACGACGAUGAUUUACAGAGAACAGUUUUCAUAAGCAACCUGCCUUUCGAUGCUGAUAAUGAAGAAGUGAAACAACGGUUUUCUGUAUUUGGAGAAGUGAAAUCCUUUGUCCCAGUCCUUCAUCAAGUUACCAAGCGACCAAGGGGUACUGGUUUUCUCAAAUUUAAAACCGAAGAUGCAGCUAUUGCAGCAGUUUCUGCAGCCAAUCUUGCAUCUGGUUUGGGGAUUUUGCUAAAAGGUAGGCAACUGACAGUCUUGAAGGCAUUGGAUAAGAAUUCAGCUCAUAAUAAGGAGAUGGAGAAGGCAAAAAAUGAGGAUAAUGAUCACCGUAAUCUUUACCUGGCAAAGGAAGGUGUUAUUCUUGAGGGAACUCCAGCUUCUGAAGGUGUUUCGGCAAGUGAUAUGGAUAAGCGGAAAGCGCUGCAUGAAAAGAAGAUGACUAAGCUUCGGUCGCCAAAUUUUCAUGUUUCAAGGAACAGGCUUGUUGUUUACAACUUACCCCACUCAGUGACUGAAAAGAAGCUGAAAAAACUUUGUAUUGAUGCAGUUAUCUCACGAGCUACAAAGCAAAAACCAGUGAUUCGACAGAUAAAAUUCUUGCAAAGUACAAAGACUGGAAAGGUCACAAAGAACCACUCACGUGGGGUUGCCUUUAUAGAGUUUACAGAGCAUCAGCAUGCACUCGUGGCCCUGAGGGUUCUUAAUAAUAAUCCUGAAACUUUUGGCCCUGAACAUCGUCCAAUUGUGGAGUUCGCAGUUGAUAAUGUUCAAAAGUUGAAGUUCCGGAAAGCUAAGUUACACGCUCAGCAGCAGGACAACAAUGCUGAUUCAAAGGAUAUGCAGGAUAACAUUGAGUCGCAUGCACCAAAUGACAUUCCAGGUGAAAAGGAGAAUUUCAGAAAGUGGAAAUCCCGAGCUGAUAACAGAGCAAUGAAAACUUCAGAACCAAAUGAAACUGAAGUGGAAAUUUUGGUUUCUGAGGGAACUUCCUCUGAAAAGAUAAGCACUAAGAAACGCAAGAGGAAUACAGGGAGUGAUAAAAGAAAAACUGCUACAAAAGAAAAAUUUGAUGGUGCAAAACAGAAGGUGAAAGACUCUGUCGACAAGCAAAAUCAUCACCAAGUCAGGAAACCUGAUGUGGUUGAUUCAGUCAAAGGUGAAUUGAUGGGCAAAAUUACUCGCAAAUCCCAACCUUUAGAGGAAGCAGGGUUGAGGCUGCAAAAGAGGAAACCGUUGAGCCAAGGGAAGCAACAAGAGGGAGAAGAAAAUUCAAAGAGAAGGAAAAGGCUCAAAAAGCACAAAGACCCUGUAGGGCGGGACGUAGUUGACAAACUUGACAUGCUUAUAGAGCAAUACAGAUCCAAGUUUUCAAAACGAACUUCAGAGAAACCUGAUGAUGAAAAGCAAGCUAAUAAACCACGUAAGAGAUGGUUCCAAUCAUAGUUUCCUUUUUCUCUUAAUGUUUUGCAUCUUUCGAUAUCGAAAUUUCUGUAAAAAGUUCAUGAGAAACCUAACUUGAAUGCGAUGCUUGAUUUUCCUGUCAUGUUAAUUUCAAAAUUUUGGGGAACUUGUACAUUUUUGGUUUGCAUGAUAAAUUCGAAACUUUGGAAACUCAAAAUCA